Molecule: messenger RNA, 3657 nt
Organism: Cucumis sativus (cucumber)
Lineage: Eukaryota; Viridiplantae; Streptophyta; Magnoliopsida; Cucurbitales; Cucurbitaceae
Product: multiple organellar RNA editing factor 4, mitochondrial
Exons: 6
Coding region: 206-3154 (982 amino acids)
Biological process (GO): mitochondrial mRNA modification; cytidine to uridine editing
Cellular component (GO): mitochondrion
Source: RefSeq, a predicted model, not a curated record
ACCCUAAACCCGAGUUUUUUUUUUUUAUUACUUCUCUUCACGCCCGUCGUCCCACUGGAAUCAUCUUAAUAUCUCCGACUACCUUCCAGCACUCCGGCAUGCCGCCACUGCCGGUUGCAUUUGCUCCCGUCGGUUUUGCGGCUGACGCUCCACUGGAUUCAUCUUCUUUCGAAUCACUGUGCUUUGUAGCUGUCUUUCACCGAUCAUGGCCCUUCAUUCACUUCGUCUCCGCCGCACUUUGUCUUUUCUUUCUGCUUUCCACCGUUAUGCGGCAGUAUCUGGUCAAACCAGCCACUCUAUAUUUUGUCCUUCCGCUCCGUCAUUAUCUAAGUCUCCGGCUAUGAUCUCACCACAUUGGCCACUGAGAUUGUCGUCAAUUUCUUCCUAUUCCUGGUUAUCACUUGCUAGCAAUAGGGAAGAUGACAAGAUAGGGACCGAUAUUGCGAGCGGUAGCGAAGAUGUGAAGAUAGGGAACGAUAUUGCAAGCGGUAGCGAAGAUGUGAAGAUAGGGAACGAUAUUGCGAGCGGUAGCGAAGAUGUCAAGAUAGGGAACGAUAAUGCUAGCGGUAGCGAAGAUGUCAAGAUAGGGGACGAUAUUGCGAGCGGUAGCGAAGAUGUAACGAUAGGGAAGGAUAUUGCUAGCGGUAGUCAAGAUGUCAAGAUAGGGAACGAUAUUGCGAGCGGUGACAUAUGGACCGAUACACCUGAGGGCUGCGAUUACAACCACUGGCUCAUCAUCAUGGACUUUAGGGACUCAAAACCCACUACAGAGGAGAUGGUUCGGACCUACGAAGAAACCUGUGCCAAAGGCCUAAAUAUUAGUGUGGAAGAAGCAAAAAAAAGGAUUUAUGCUUGUACUACGACUACGUAUCAAGGGUUUCAGGCUGUGAUGACAAAAGAAGAAUCAGAGAAAUUUCGCGGUCUACCUGGUGUUUUGUUUGUAUUGGCUGAUUCUUACGUUGAUCAAGUAAACAAGGAGUAUGGAGGAGAUAAAUAUAUCAAUGGAACGGUUAUACCAAGACCACCACCUGGACAAUAUGCUGGAAGGCAGGUGCGAAAAGACCGUAGCGGAAAUCUGGAUCAACCAAGAUAUGAGAGGCCAGCUACAUCAACACCGAAUAGGCAAGCUAAUCCAUCUUUUAAUCAACAGGGUUCUAUACAAGGAGAUGAAUGCCAUUCCAGAGCUUCACAAAACUAUUCGCCGCAAGGUCCAUCCCAAAAUUAUGGUCCCCUAGAGCUUAGGGAAACGAGAGAUCAUUCACCUAUGAAUACUAGCGCUCUUGAAGGAAGAGAUUACUAUCAAGGAGGAAGAGGUCCAAUGCCUUCUCAUCGAGGUAACCACAUUCAAAGGGGGCAGGAAAUUUAUAAUUAUGAUGUGCAAGGAAAUUAUCAGCCUCAACGAGAGCAGAUAGACUAUAUGCCUCCACCAGGCCAGAGUAAUUAUGGUAGUGGCUUUACACAAGGGCUUCGAGAAAAGAGAGAUCAUUCACCUUUGAGGACUAGUGCUCUUGAAGGAAGAGAUUCCUAUCAAGGAGGAAGAGGUCCGAUGCCUUCUCAUCGAGGAAACUACAAUCCAAGGGUGCAGGAAAUUUAUAAUUAUGACAUGCAAGGAAAUUACCCGUCACAACGAGAGCAGAUAGAUUAUAUGCCUCCACCAAUCCAGAGUAAUUAUGGUAGUGGCUUUACUCAAGGGCUUCGAGAAAGGAGAGAUUAUUCACCUAUGAACACUUAUGCUCCUGAAGCAAGAGAUUCCUAUCAAGGAGGAAGAGGUCCAAUGCCUUAUCAUCAAGUAAACUACAAUCAAAGGGGGUAUGGAAGUUAUAACCAUGAAGUGCAAGGAAAUUAUCUCCCUCAGGGAGAGCAGAGGGGGCAUGGAUGUUAUAACCAUGAAGUGCAAGGAAAUUAUCUCCCUCGGGGAGAGCAAAGAGAUUAUGUGCUUCCACCAGGUCAGAGUACUUAUGGUAGUGACUUUACUCAAGGGCUUCGAGAAAAGAGAGAUCAUUCACCUAUGAAUACUAGCGCUCUUGAAGGAAGAGAUUCCUAUCAAGGAGGAAGAGGUCCAAUGCCUUCUCAUCGAGGAAACUACAAUCAAAGGGUGCAGGAAAUUUAUAAUUAUGACAUGCAAGGAAAUUACUGGUCUCAACGAGAACAGAUAGAUUAUAUGCCUCCACCAAGCCAGAGUAAUUAUGGUAGUGGCUUUACUCGAGGGCUUCAAGAAAGGAGAGAGUAUUCACCUAUGAACACUUAUGCUCCUGAAGUAAGAGAUUCCUAUCAGGGAGGAAGAGGUCCAAUGCCUUAUCAUCAAGUAAACGACAUUCAAAGGGUGCAGGAAAGUUAUAAUUGUGAUGUGCAAGGAAAUUAUCAUUCUCAACGAGAGCAAAUAGAUUAUGUGCCUCCACUAGGCCAGAGUAAUUAUGGUAGUGGCUUUACUCGAGGGAUUGGAGAAAGGAGAAAUUAUUCACCUAUGAACACUUAUGCUACCGAAGGAAGAGAUUCCUAUCAGGGAGGAAGAGGUCCAAUUCCUUAUCCUCAAGUAAACUACAAUCAAAGGGGGCAUGGAAGUUAUGAAGGAAGAGAUUCCUAUCAGGGAGGAAGAGGUCCAAUUCCUUAUCAUCAAGUAAACUACAAUCAAAGGGGGCAUGGAAGUUAUAACCAUGACGUGCAAAGAAAUUAUUUCCCUCAGGGAGAGCAUAGAGAUUAUAUGCCUCCACUAGGCCCAAGUAAUUAUGGUAGUGGAGGGCUUGGAGAAAGGAGAGAUUAUUCACCUAUGAACACUUAUAUUCCUAAAGGAAGAGAUUCCUAUUAUGGAGGAAGAGGUCUAAUGCCUUAUCAUGCAGUAAACUACAGUCAAAGGGGGCAGGGAAAUUAUACCCAUGAUAUGCUAGAAAAUUGUCUCCCUCAAGGAGAGCAGAGAGACUAUGUGCCUCGACUAGGCCAGCGUAUUUUUUCUAGUGGCUUUAAUUCUGCACAGGGUGGACCGUAUGAGCAAGGUAGAUAUCGUGGUCAUGGAGCAGGAAUGCCUUAUGGUCAAGGACAGUACCCAAGUUCUAUUGAAGGUCAGAGAUUUUCCCCAGGUUUCCAAAGAAACAUGCAGGAAGAACGACGAAACUACAUUUCCUGUGGACAAACAUGGGACGAUCAAUGGAAAUUCUGAGGCUGUCUGAAUAUUUAAUGUGAAUAGAUCUGUACAGAAGCUCUGGGCCAGUUCCAUUUUGUAUCAUGUUUCUCAUUAGUAGAAAAAAAAAGAAAAAGAACAAUCAGAGAAAGCUUCCCUGUAGUUAGGAGCACUCGGAAGGAGGCGCAAAGAAUAUUGUGAAAAGUGGGAGGCAAAUUUUCUUUGGAGGUUGUCUUUUUGCUGCAGGAGCUUGAACUGCAUUUGAAUUUGAGAUAUAACGAGCGUGAGUCAGCCUGCUUCUUCUCCUUCAAGGAUGGGAUGCACUUAAUUUUUAUAAUGCUUAAACUUAUUAACUUAUUCUGAUGCUGUGUUAUAUUGACAGAAAUCUGAAGGCAAGUUUUGGUAGUUUUGUUAUUCCUUGUAGUCAUUAGAUUUUAUAGUUUUAUCUGUUGUAUUAUAUAUAAGUUAAUCAUAUUUAAUCAAACUACGAGGAGACCUAAUUUGAACUUUUUCUAUACCAUACGAUUGAAAUUUAUCCUUUA